UUUCGACCAAUAUGGGCAAUGUGUUUGGUGCGAUGAAGACGUUGAUGGACCAUCUAGGGAAGAAACAGCGGCGGGUGCUCUUGCUUGGCCUUGAUGCUGCCGGGAAGACCACCAUCUUGUACAGGCUCAAGCUCCAUGACGCAGUGCACACGAUCCCCACCGUGGGGAUGAACGUCGAGACGUUCCAGUACAAGAAUAUCCACUUCACCGCGUGGGACAUGGGCGGACAAGACAAACUGCGGCCCCUGUGGCGACACUACCACCAACACACGGACGCCGUCAUCUUCGUCGUCGACUCCACCGACAACAAUCGCAUCAACGAAGCGUCGGAGGAGCUGCAUCGCAUGCUGUCAGAGGACGACUUGCGGAACACCAAGCUGCUCUUGUACGUGAACAAGGUCGACCUCCCCAACGCCAUGACGUCCAUCGAGGUCAUGGACAAGAUGAACUUGGCGAAUCUUUGUCAAGUCCACUGGUUCAUCCAAGCAUGUUCCGCCGUCCACAACGUCGGGCUGUGCGAAGGCCUCGACUGGCUUCGCAAGGUGCUCGCGUGAUGGAAAACUCUUGACUAAUUUAUGUACCGAAUCAACAGUAUCUUGUCCGCCGCCGCCAUUGCACAUCGUUCUCCACUGCAAAGGGUGAUCGGCCGCCACUUGUAGCAGAAUUUCUCCACAUGACCAAAUUCGCCA
Aphanomyces astaci is the source of this 689-nucleotide messenger RNA. RefSeq lists its product as hypothetical. Gene Ontology annotation, biological process: intracellular protein transport; vesicle-mediated transport. Gene Ontology annotation, cellular component: cytoplasm. Gene Ontology annotation, molecular function: GTP binding; GTPase activity. The coding region runs from base 12 to 554 and encodes 180 amino acids. The record is from RefSeq and is a predicted model, not a curated record. The transcript has a single exon. Lineage: Eukaryota; Oomycota; Saprolegniomycetes; Saprolegniales; Verrucalvaceae.